GGUUUCCAAUUUGCAAGAUUCAUUUAAUAUCUUCUUCUUUAUUUCUCUAAUCAAGAAAAAGAAGAAGAUAUAAAUGGAAUUGCCUUCUUCUCCAAAGCCAUGCCUUCUUUGGCUCUUCGUCUUCUGUCUUCUCAAUGUUUCCGCCAUUGUCUCGCAGCCAUUAAAACAAGAAGCUGUGCUUUUUGGAGGGAAUUUUCAAGCUUUAUAUGUUAUAGGAGAUUCAUUGGUUGAUUCUGGGAACAAUAAUUAUCUUUCGACUAAAAUCAAAUCGAAUUUUGCACCUUAUGGUUCUGAUUUUGAAGGAGGCAAACCUACCGGCCGUUUUAGCAAUGGCAAAACUAUUGCUGAUUACAUUGCUAUUUAUUAUGGGCUUCCUUUGGCUCCUGCUUACCAAGGAUUAUCAGAAGAAGAAAAGAACAACAUCUCAACUGGUAUUAACUAUGCUUCUGCUGGCUGUGGAAUUUUUCCAGAGACAGGAAAGCAAUUUGGAGAGUGUCUCUCGUUGAGUGUCCAAGUCGAUCUAUUCAAAAAAACUAUCGACGAGAAUAUGAAGAAAAAGUUUAAGACGAAGCCAGAGCUCUAUAAACACUUGGCUGAAUCGUUGUUCAUGACUGCGAUAGGAAUUAACGAUUACGUUUUUUUCUUUAAUAAGACAACCGAUCCAAAUGAAUUCGCAGAGAAACUUCUUCAUGAUUAUUUAACACAAAUUGAGAAAUUGCAAAUAUUAGGAGCAAGGAAAUUCUUCAUCAACAAUCUUAAACCACUAGGAUGUUACCCAAGCAUUAUAGCUCAUACCGUGCCAAGUGGAAGCUGCAACAAUGGUUUAAACCUUGCGAUUUCCAUUUUCAACGCCAAGCUAAGAACAGGACUGACUCAGUUGAAGGAAAAGUUUGCCAACACUUCUUUUUUGUACUCAGAUUACUUCAACUUUAUGUUGGGACUUAGAGGACCUUCAAGCAAUCAAGUUAGCUCAAAUCUCAUGGACUCGACGAGCCCAUGUUGUCCUAGUGUUUAUGAUGGAGGGUACAUCACAAGCUGCAGGCCAAAUUCAAUAGCGUGUAAGGUGCCAGAUUCACAUAUUUUCUUUGAUCCAUUUCAUCCGACUCAGCUGGCGAAUUUCAUGUAUGCGAUUGGGUGUUUCCAGGAGAGAAAAGUUUGCCAAGUUUUGUGAGAUUAAAUGUGUGAUUACUUAAAAGAUAAUAAUAAUUGAUUUCUCCAUGGUGAUGGUAUCAAUGCACUCAACUAAGUGGUGCAAUGUACGUGUUACUCGUUUUUGGCCGAAUCGCUUUAUGGAUCGCUCUAAAAAUCAACACUCUCUUUUUUUUUCUGUUGGUUCCC
Raphanus sativus (radish) is the source of this 1338-nucleotide messenger RNA. Its product is annotated as GDSL esterase/lipase At2g03980-like. The record is from RefSeq and is a predicted model, not a curated record. The transcript is spliced from 4 exons. Lineage: Eukaryota; Viridiplantae; Streptophyta; Magnoliopsida; Brassicales; Brassicaceae. Gene Ontology annotation, molecular function: hydrolase activity, acting on ester bonds. The coding region runs from base 74 to 1171 and encodes 365 amino acids.